UAUGUAUUUCAAUCAUCAGGGAUUUAUUUUGUCAAGCAUUUAUCAAAAAACUAUCACUUAAAAGCAAUUACACCUUAUACAGGGAUUAAAAUGAAACAAAAUCCUUCUGCCUGUCAUCUUUGAAUGGUUGGAUUUUUUAAUGUAUUCAAUCAAAAGGUAAGUUCUAUUGAGAAGAGGAUGAGCAAAGAGCCAGAUGUCCUGUGGACUACAUUAAUAACAUCCCAUUUACGAAGAAUGUCUAGUUUAUUGUACACUAAGCCUUCCACAAAGACUUUUAAUCACACUCUGAGAAAAUUCAUGCCGCAGAUUAAAAAUCUACAAUGCCCAAAUCUAAACAAUGUAAGGUUUUAGCUACACAAAAGGCGAGUGUCUUCAUUUGAUGAAUCACUCAAAAAAUGAGAGACAAAUCGUUGAAGUGCUCUCCCUUCACAGGGGAAAACAUAUAAAAGGUAGGGACAGUGGAGGAAGGAUGUCAAGUGAGGAGGCUUUCUUUUCCAAGGCACUUGCAGUCCUAGACAAACAGCAAACAGGAAGAAUCAUAGACAUGGGGUUCUCAUCCUACAUGCUCAUACUAACUUUGUCUUUCUUCUCCCAAGCAUUUUUGCUUUCAGCAUCAAAAACCAUGAGAACCGUUGAGGACGACAUGCUCCUAAAUCCAUUUGGGCUAGGCAAAGCCCUUCAGAAGGAAGACAUUGCAGAGAAAUCCGGAGCUGCACCUUCCCUUGAACAUUAUAAAUCCGAGGAGGGUGGCUACAUCAACGAGGAGGAGAGAAGAAAUCCAAAGAACGUAGGCUCCAAACAUAGUUUCUUAAACCGUGGUCUUCCGUUGAGCCUAGCUCUUAAGCAGCUCCCUUAUCUUGCACUGAAGGGAUCAGUGGCUUUUCCAGCUGACAAUGGAGUUCAGAAUAUUGAAUCAACACAGGAGAGGAGAGAGAUUGGGGAUGAAGAAAACUCAGUUAAAUUUCCAAUAGGAAGGAGAGAUUUUGACAGUGAGUAGU
Vombatus ursinus (common wombat) is the source of this 998-nucleotide messenger RNA. RefSeq names its product pro-melanin concentrating hormone (gene PMCH). Gene Ontology annotation, molecular function: type 1 melanin-concentrating hormone receptor binding; melanin-concentrating hormone activity. Gene Ontology annotation, biological process: behavior; chemical synaptic transmission. NCBI's taxonomy places the organism in Eukaryota, Metazoa, Chordata, Mammalia, Diprotodontia, Vombatidae. The record is from RefSeq and is a predicted model, not a curated record.